Messenger RNA from Varroa destructor (honeybee mite), 3365 nucleotides. Its product is annotated as long-chain-fatty-acid--CoA ligase 1-like. Lineage: Eukaryota; Metazoa; Arthropoda; Arachnida; Mesostigmata; Varroidae. The record is from RefSeq and is a predicted model, not a curated record. Gene Ontology annotation, cellular component: endoplasmic reticulum; membrane. Gene Ontology annotation, molecular function: long-chain fatty acid-CoA ligase activity.
GCUUCAUCCGGCUGUUUACGGCUAUCGAACAGAUUCGUUUCGCAAGUCCCGUCCAUGGGAUAUUACCAUAAUUAGGACCCAAUAUAUUCCUCUUGUAGAACAGCGGCACGAGUGUUAAGCGGAGCAACGUACGGAACUUUUAUAUCCGAUUUGGGCCUAAUGAUUUGCAAUAUGUAUCUAGUGUCUGUAAUGUGAAGUUGAGGGGCAACUUUCCGGUUAAGAACGAAGCAUUCCUCUGAAACAUACUUUUUCACAGAGUUAUUUCAUACCAGUCCUUCUUCAUUGCUGGGUGCUUUUAAGUGCAUUCGUAUCAAGCUUAAUGAAUCUACCUCUUCGAAAAAUGUGCCGCGGAAAAUUUCGGGGCAGCGUGACGCGGGCAAACACACAAACCAGAGAAAUGAAUAACUAAGUUCUUAGUGUCGCGUCAUGCAGUUUGCGAUAUUACGUAGCGCCGUUCGGGCAAUAGGAGGAUCAAUACAGCAUAAAAUGGAAGGCAGCAGCAGCAGCGACAAUUCUAGCUGGCAUUUUGGUUAAAGUUUUAUUCAUUGCAGACAGGUUAUCGCUGAAGUGCGCCAACGAAAAGUAAAAACUGAUGAUGUCUCCAUUUACGCGAUUGGUCGCGAUACAUCGUGCGCUGGCUGUUACUCCCUGGAACGUUGGGAAUGGUAUUCGCUUCUUCAGAUGGACAGCAACCGGCAAGGAAGUCACUGAUGAGGAAGUGGUAAAGCUAAUCACGAGUCGGGAGUUCAUGGGUAAGAUGAGCAGAAUUCUACCCGGCUCCGAAAAGAUUCGUGUGACGUCGGCGGGCCUCGAGGCGGAUUUUGAAAAUAAAUACCCUAACACCAUGUAUGAAGCUUUGAAAUAUGCGUCCGAACGGAACACGGCCAAUCGAAAUAUUUGCGGCUGGGUCAAUCAGAGGACAAACGCAAUCGAGUUUUUGACCUAUGACCAAUUCUUUGAUGAGGCAAAACAGAUUAGCAUGGCUUUGCGCGAGCUAGGAAUACAACCGAAGGAUUUUGUUGCGGUUAACUUUGUCAAUUCGAAAGACUAUCUCGAGAUGAUGUAUGGCGUAACCUCGAUGAGCAUGAUACUUCAGCCCAUAUAUCCGAACCUGGAUGCCAGUGCUAUCCGAAAAAUUCUGAAACAAUCUCAGUCGAAAAUAUAUGUCGUCGAUACCGAAGCCAAGGCACGCGUAGUUGUCGAACGUGCCCAUCAGAUGCCCGUAAAGAUACUAGUCGUUGCGGGUUACGAGCCCAGCAAAGACCUACGAAAUGAUGCGCGAUCUGUAAGCGUUCAGCUUCUUAGUCUGAGUGACUUUAUGAAACUCGGGGAAAAUAAAAGAUAUUUGUUUGCGUUACCCAAAUCUGCAGAUACCUUUUCCUUGUUCUAUACGUCAGGCACUACCGGUGAUCCUAAAGGCGCGAUUGUCACCCAUGGCCGAUUGCUUCAAAUGUACCACACGGUCAGUAGAUUGCUAAAGGUUAGCCCACGUUACCCCGGUGACUACACAUUUUGCUUCUUACCCACAGGCCACAUAUACGAGACGUUGUUUGGAUUAUUGUGCUUGGCAGACGGAGGAACCGCCAUGUUCUGGAGUGGCAGUAUUAAACAUUUGAUAAGUGAUCUUAGACGUAUCAAGCCGCACCACAUUCCCAUGGUGCCACGUAUCAUGAAUCGAAUCUACGACGAAGUCUAUAGUGAGCUCACGAAGAAUUUUUUCAAACGUAUAGUGUUUAUGUAUUGUUACCAAAGAAAGAAGCGACUCAUAUCGAGUAAUAAAUAUAGUCCGAUUUGCCACGAUACGAUCUACGACAGACUUGCAUUUCGGAGGGUCCGUGAAAUUCUAGGUGGAAGAAUAUCAACGAUCGUAAGCGCUUCAGCCCCUCUUAAUCCAAAAGUGUUGGAGUUUUUCAAGGUGACAGUGGGGUGUGCUGUCAUAGAAGUGUUCGGUAGUACAGAAGCGAUGGUCGUAACCGCGACGAGUCCAUACGAUUCAACCGGAGGACACACUGGAGGGCCAGUGCCUUCGGUUAAGAUCAAACUUGUCGAUGUGCCCGAACUAGACUAUUAUGCCAAGGAUGACGUUGGUGAAAUAUAUGUGAAGUCACCAUUUGGAUUUGAAGGCUACUAUAAUGACGAGGCUGCAACCAAAGAAACGAUACGUAACGGAUGGAUCGCGACGGGUGACGUGGGUAAAUGGAACGCUGAGGGGAAGUUACAAAUAUUCGACCGCCGAAACGAUAUAUUUAAACUGGCGCAAGGGGAAUAUAUCAUUCCAGAGAAAAUUGAGAGCAUUUACGGUCGUGUCCAAAUUUUCGAGGACGUCUUCAUCGACGGACGCUCUGACCAGAACUUCUGCGUUGCUGUUGCUGUUCCAAACCAGGCCCUGUUCAUGAAGUGGGCCAAAGCAAAGAAUUUUACACACGAGUUUGAACCUGUAUUUAUGGAACUAUGCCAUGAUAUUCAAGUACGAAAGGCCUGUCUUGAGGAGCUACGUCGGGCCGGAAUGGCGCAAGGCCUCAAUGAGCUACAACAGAUUCAAAAUAUCUAUCUUGAAGCAAUUCCCUUUUCUGUUGCCAGCGGUAUACUUACAUCAACAUACAAAGUGAAGCGAAACUUUGCACGAAAGAAGUAUGCGCAAACAAUAGACGAAUUGUACCGGGAAGGCUCGCUGAUCAAUGGUAAACCUUGACGGUUUACCUCGGUACGAUUGUUUCAGUUAAGCUGAUACGUGCAAGAUGGCGUACCAACAUGGCGUGUAUGCGACCCAGGUGAUAUAGGAAUGGUCGCAAUAUCUGACAGCACUAGUAAAUCUUGCUUCUGAAUCAUUCCCUUUGCAAAAACAGAGCUACCGAGAACGAGUGAAAUAUUAGCUAGCAUCGAGUUCACCUAUACUAAUAUAUAAAGCAACCCAUAUCUGGGUUAUUAUUCAUCAGUGAGAAGUUUUUAGGGGCUGAUCUUUAUUCAUCCAGUUUACCACUAAUGACUAAGUGAAUGAAAAUACCACUGAACCGGCACUCAACAAUUGAGUGCCGGUUACAUCUCUGAUUUAGUCUCAGAAGUGAACGACGGAGUAGAUCAGCUCGUUAGAUAUAAACGCGAUUUUGCCGCGCAGUUUGGCUUGACUCUAAGUGCAAUAAACAUUCGCGGCCAGAAUAACAUACAACCGGUUCGCUUUCGAAGGAGACAGCGCCAUCACCGACCCCUCGACGGACGGAAAGGGACGCUUCACAGACACUGUAUUGUUUAUUCUAAGGAACUUGUCAACAAGAAUAUAGAAAAAAUAUCGCUUUAUCGACCCCUACUAUUUGAGUUACUAGAAACGUUAAUGCAAAAAGAUAGCGUAGCAGAUGUAUAUGAUGCAU